Lasiodiplodia theobromae is the source of this 750-nucleotide messenger RNA. RefSeq lists its product as uncharacterized. The transcript has a single exon. The coding region runs from base 1 to 750 and encodes 249 amino acids. NCBI's taxonomy places the organism in Eukaryota, Fungi, Ascomycota, Dothideomycetes, Botryosphaeriales, Botryosphaeriaceae. The record is from RefSeq and is a predicted model, not a curated record.
AUGACUGAAUACCGCUCCAUCUCAGUGCCCUCAAAUGUCGAUGAUGAGCAGCAGAUGGCUCUGUUGACGCGGAGCUGUUCAGCCACUGCUAUUGAGCAUGGAUUUCCGGAUUCCCAGGCGACUCAUCUGCCAAUGAAGCACGAUGGCAGCGACACCCCAAGCGCCAUGAACUCCUCACCACCGCUGGUCGUUCAUCACCCCCAACCAAUCUCUGCGGCAGUUCCUCGCUUCCUCACGCCUCAAAAGUCACCCGCCGCAUCGCCCUCGCCUUUGCUCUUAGGCUCGUCACCACCUUACUUCCCUCCAGCCUCGCCAACACUAUCACCAUCAGGCUCGCCUUCGCCCUCACUGGUACUGUCGCCUUCACCUUCAUCCUCACCACCACUGUCAGAGAGCUGGAUGGAGAUCGACGCCCCACAAGAGAGCUCUUGGGAGGUGGAGCUGCGUGAGGAGCUGGAGAAAGAGCUGCAGCGGAUGAGGCAGGUGCAGUGGGAGGAGGAGAUAGAACGGGAGAGGGAUAUGCAGUGGGAGAAGGAGAUGCAGCUGCUGGAGAAGGAGAGACACGAGAAGGAAAUGCAGCUGUUGGAGAGGGAGAGAUACAAGAAGCUGGAUGCCAUGGCCACCCGCAAACGUGGCAUUCGGAAGCAGCGGAAGGACAUUCUGCGUCUGCGGGAGGCGGUACCAGCGUGGCUAGUGAAGGAGAAGCUCGCUGAUCUGGAGAACGAAGAGUUCCUGUACGGAUUAGAAUAG